Molecule: messenger RNA, 959 nt
Organism: Meleagris gallopavo (turkey)
Lineage: Eukaryota; Metazoa; Chordata; Aves; Galliformes; Phasianidae
Gene: PABIR2
Product: PABIR family member 2
Molecular function (GO): protein serine/threonine phosphatase inhibitor activity
Source: RefSeq, a predicted model, not a curated record
CCGGAGCCGCAGCCGCCGCGAUGGCUCAGGAGAAAAUGGAGCUGGACCUGGAGCUGCCGCCGGGGAGCGCCGCGGCCCCGAGCGACGGCGGCGGGCUGAGGAGAUCCAACAGCGCCCCCCUCAUCCACGGGCUCAGUGAUAGCUCCCAGGUUUUUCAGCCUUACGUGUUGCGAACUCGCAGGAACAGCACGACAGUUACCAGCCGGCACAGCAUGUUGCUGUCAUCAUCUCCUAUUCGUAUUCCUAGUAGUCGACUUCAUCAGAUCAGAAGGGAGGAAGGAGUGGAUUUAAUGAACAGAGAAACAGCGCAUGAAAGGGAAGUGCAAACAGCAAUGCAGAUAAGCCAGUCAUGGGAGGAGAGCUUGAGCCUGAGUGACAAUGACUUGGACAAGUCUGAGAAAUCUUCCUCCCCAAAGAGAAUUGACUUCAUUCCAGUUUCGCCUGCACCCUCGCCUACAAGAGGAAUAGGAAAGCAAUGUUUUUCACCAUCAUUGCAAAUGUUUGUGAGCAGCAAUGGAUUACCUCCAAGUCCUAUUCCCAGUCCAACAAGGCGAUUCUCCAACAGGAGGAGUCAAAGUCCAAUCAAUUGUAUCAGGCCCAGUGUUCUCGGCCCCAUUAAAAGGAAAGGUGAAAUGGAAACUGAAAGUCAGCCAAAGAGACUUUUUCAAGGAACAACCAACAUGCUUUCUCCAGAUGUUACACAUCUGACGGAUCUCAGUUCAUGCCUGUCUUCAGAUAUUCUUGAUGGGAGUAGCAGCAGCGUUGGCUCUUCCUCUGAUUCACUGACUAAAGGCAGCAUAACCACUGAGUCGCCAGUUACAUGCUCAAACUCAUGCUCUUCAUUCAUUUUGAUGGAUGAUCUCUCACCUAAGUGACUUAAUCAGUUCUGAGUCAGUGUUUGGCCGUGCUGUUCCCUUGCUGUACAGAGAAAUGAACUCUGAUCCUUGAACCAUUAAUAU